Lycium ferocissimum is the source of this 525-nucleotide messenger RNA. RefSeq lists its product as uncharacterized. NCBI's taxonomy places the organism in Eukaryota, Viridiplantae, Streptophyta, Magnoliopsida, Solanales, Solanaceae. Bases 1 to 525 code for a protein of 174 amino acids. The transcript has 2 exons. The record is from RefSeq and is a predicted model, not a curated record.
AUGGCACCUUAUGAAGCUUUGUAUGGUAGAAAGUGCAGGUCUCCUAUCGGGUGGUUUGAAAUGGGAGAGUCGAGUCUAGUUGGACUUGAUCUAGUUCACCAGGCUGUAGAAAAGGUAAAGCAUAUCCCAGAACGGCUGCGAAUAGCUCAGAGCCGUCAGAAAUUCUAUUCAGAUGUUUGUCGGCGAGACCUCGAGUUCCAGGUUUGUGAUUGGGUAUUUCUGAAUAUUUCACAUAUAAAGGGCGUAAUGAGAUUCGGGAAGAAAGGAAAACGUAGAUCGAGGAAGUAUAAUGGAGAUCCUUCUCGGAUAGUACCAAUCGAUAAUGUUCAGGUGAUGGAAGACUUAUUGUAUAAGGAGAUCCCAAUAGCUAUAUUAGACAGGCAAGUCUAUAAGUUAAGAACGAAGGAAGUGGCCUCCAUGAAAGUUCUGUGGUGCAACAAAAAUGUGGAAAAGGUCACAUGGGAGGCAGAGAAAGCAAUGAAAGCUAAAUAUCUGCAUCUAUUCCAGCCCGAAGGUUCUAUAUGA